AACAUGGAUGCAAGAAGGCUUUUCAUGCUUUAAUGGCAUAUUUUGAUGGGGAAACAGAAAAUCUUCGCCAAGUACUUAAACUUCAGGUUAAGGAUAUAUGUCCUUUGGCUGUUGCUGUGUCUAAUUCUCAACUAGAAAUUGCAGAAUACAUCUUUCAGUAUGAUGACGGAAUGAGCUGGAAAUCAAAAAAAUCAGCAGAAAAUAUUCUCCAUCUUGCCAUUCAAACUGGAGAUCCAAAAAUGAUCGGACUAGUUCGUUCAAAGACAAUGGGAGGGCUUUGCGAGGAAAAAGACGUGUGCGGAUUAACUCCAAUUAUGUAUAUGAGUGCUCUUGGGCUUCAAGAUUAUUAUUCUCUCCUUAAAUCAGAUGCUCUGCUAGACCCAUGGGGGGAUUCUCACGCUGGUCACAAAGACGAUGAUCCUGAUAUGUCGUGCCUCAAUUGUUUGUUAAAUAAAUGUAUUGGUUGGUCAAAAAUAUAUAACAGGGGUCCACUAAAUAAGGAUACACAACCAAUGAGGUCAGAAAAUAAUGCUCUUCCUCCUCAAUUGCUUACGGAGUACUUCUGGAAAUUAGGGAAAUAUAGGUCGGAUAACCCAUUGAUUUCUGCUAUGAUGAUAUCUUGUGGCUAUAAUGCAACAUUUACCUCUUUAAUCAAAAUGGUGUCCAGAAAAGAAGGCAUUGAAAAAAUGAUAUCCACGGAGGGCAUAGAAAAAACACUGGACGAAUUCCAAAACAGUCCCACUAUUCUUGAAAAUAUACUAGCCAUGUCCAUUGUCGCUAAAAAUGAAGAGGUUUUUGUGAAAUUGCUAAGUCUUGCCAGCGGUUUAAACAAUACAAUGAAGAAAAAUUAUGGCACAUCUAUUUUUGAGGCUGUUAUUGGGCUCUCCAGAUUAGACCUUCUUGUCCAUCUCAAGAAAGCUUUGAACUAUCAAGAGGACGAUUUUUCGACUUUUAAAGAAAUCCAAUACACAUUACCCCAAAAACAACUUUGGUUAUCAGAAUUGGACAACAUUGGAGGUAAACAAUGGCCGAAUUUUGAAUUGUCACCAGAGAGACAUGAUCCAAGGAUUCUUAAGUCUGAUUUAUGGCUGGUCCAAUCAGUAACAUUUCCAGAAUCGAUCAGACAGGAAUUGGAGGCAAAGAGUGCCAAAGAAAACAUCAUUCCUUCAGAGUUUUCUGACUUAAAAUACACUGUAGACUUCGACAGUUUUCGCAAAAUUGCAGAUUUUGGGAACUUUUCUGAUGUUUGGAUUCAAUGUUUCCUAACAUCUAGUAUAGUUCUUAAUCAUAUUGAGGACAUUAAAAUUAGUGAGGCCACUAAAUCUACUCCUGUGAAGUCAGUUAAAGUAGUAUGCCUUACGAGUGGAACAGCAGAUCAUCCGAAAGUCACCAUGGAUAACACGGGAGCCAUUUUAAACCAGAUUCGUGUAUCCACGGACAAAGGAUCCCUCUUUGUUAGAUUAGACAAAAGCUGCUGUCAACGACAGAAUGAAAUUCUACUUAAAGAAGAUGUACAGGAGAAUGUAAUUCCAUACUUUGAAGAUUUUAUUCAAAAGGAAUUUGGACUUGGUAUAAAAAUAAAGGUAGACUGGAAUGCCAUUGAACUAAGAAAAAGGACUUACAACACAGAAGUUGUCAUGAAAUCCUUAAACGGAUUAAUAUAUGGAAAUAAGUUAGGAGGGUUAGAGGAUACAUUAAAUGAGUGCAGAGAUAUGAAAAAUGAUAUCGAAUCAAUGUUUGAUAGAGAGACCGCAAAAUACGCCCUCCGCGAUGUUUUGAACAUGAAAGAAAUUAUAGUGUCACUUGAAGAUAAGAUGACUUCGCAGCAAACUGGAUUCAUAAGUGGACACAACCAUGUUAUUGGUAAGGUUAACUGGAAAUUCACGAUCACAAGAUCUCGUCUUUACUAUGACAGAUCGCAAUUCCCGUUAUGGCAAAAUCUUACCAUUUUGCGCUCUGUCUGUGGAGCAGUAUGCCAGUCCGUUUAUUCCAUCUCCAAGAUCAAUGGCAUAGAAGACAAUGAUAACGCAAACAGCACAAAGCGCUGCAUAGAACCUGUUACUUUCGAAGUAGACUUACCAUCCUUUGGAAUAAAUGACCUGUCAAUUUUGAGAACGCUAAUGUGUCGUGACGUCGGCAGAGAGCUUGUAGCUAUCGCCUACGAUUGCAAAUCAAUGCUAAGAUUAAAAUACACUUCUAAAAGAGUGCUACUGAAGAACACUAUAUCCCUGCAGCACACGGGGGUAUCUUUCCAAGAUGACACAGCGACUGUUCAUGUCUGCUGCAAUGAGACAGACAAUAAAGAAUGGAUUGUAGAAAGGAGCAACUCGUUCUCUAGAUUAUCAGACGCAGAAGACAAGCAACUAUUGGUGGAAUGGCCUGCGGAGAGCAGUAAUGAACUCAGUCAAACGGUUAUCAACGUUCAAGAUGAAAUCAAAAAGAAAAUUGGAGUUGCCAUUACUUUUCAGUCAGAUGAAAAGCGAUUAAUACCAGCUUGUCUUUUGAAGUUCAGACGCGAAUUGAGUCAUCCACAUGAUUUGGUUAGACUCUCCUUGAAAGCUUCCUAUACAGAAUAUAAAAAUGCGUAUAUUCGAAUCUUUGAUGACCUUCUUUUGUCACAGAGGUACCCAGUCAUAAAUCAGAAUCCAAUUCCACAGGGUUUAUCCGGAGUUUGGGUGAAAAUUAAGCCAAAUAAAGUAAAACCAGGACAACUUGUAUUAACAAAGAAGCUAGCAAAGACAGAGUUGCUAUCAUGUCUUGAAAGACCAAAGUACGUGAAACUGCCUAUUCUCGAAAAGGAAUGUUUUGAAAUGAUUUCUGAAUCGACAGAGCUCAAAGAACACCUUGAAGUAUGGAAGCAUGAAAUCAUAACAGAGAAAACUCAAGCUGAUUUUAACCAUUUUGUUGUUUUGCGUGAAGGAAAUAUUUUCACAUUUUCUGAUUCUGAAUUUUACAAGAAAUGCAUUCAGGAAUUGCCCUUGCGUGUUGUGAUAUCACAAGAUACUGCAUAUGCUUUAGAGAGCGGAUAUAGGGAUUUUCUCCGUAAUAAAAUUAUGGAUAAUAUAACACAAGCUGAAUUUCCCUCGGUUAAUAUAUUUCAGUUACAUGUUAAAGCGAAGCAAAAAAUCAAAAAAAUAAUAAAUAUUGAAAACAUAGACAUACAAUGGAGGACAUUUGUCUUCAAGGAUGACUCAGAAAUCGACCAAACAUUUUCGGAUUGUCUAAAUGCUGUAGUGGAGUCAUUCCAUGACAUUUUUCCUACGGUACCAGAAUGCACUGUUUCUCAAAAAGUGCUGUUGGAAAUGCAUUCCAUGUUCUCUGGUGUGUCAGGUUUGCGCAUUGCGAUGCGAGAACGCAUUAAUGCAGUGGAUGAGGAAGGUAUAGAAAGAACAAUAUCUGACGAAAAGAACCCUGGUGUAGUGAUUCGGAUUUUCAGUGGAAAUAUUCUUGAAAUUAUUUUCAGGCAAAAAGUGAAAAUAACAAAAUUCUCAGACCUUCUGUGUUCUGCAAGUGCUCAGCUUGCUGAAAUGAAAAUAAAAUCACUGAUAGGGUGCAAUAGUAAGAAACAAAAACCUGCAGGUCAAGCUGAGGUACAGAAAGAAAGACCAAGGCCUAUUAUUCGUCCAUCUUAUGAUAAAGUCAUGCUUCAUCUUGGAGAUAUGACAUUUGCUGUGUCUUCAAUCUGUUCCAGCAUCAAAAGCUUUAUAACAGUUGUUCCUGACGAGGUGGAUGACUUUUACUUCGUUACUUCUAGAAGAAAAACGGGCUUCGUGCUGAAGAACAGAACAUUGCUCUACAGUAUCUCCAAGAACAAUGUGAAUCCUGGGGUGCUAGCUGAACAGCUUCUGGAGGAGUUUGAAUUUCAAGGUUUAAAGAAGUCAUUGGUCAUUCUAGACUUGAGUGUAAAAGCACCAGCUUUUCACGAUAAAAACAAUAAAAUAUUAAUUGUUACUAUAGCAAUCAGUAAUUACAACGAAGAUAUGGAUACCAGCAACCAAUACAACUUAACAAAUGCAGAUGACUACAGUGUCGUAUUACAAGAACACACAGAGAGCCUUAAAGUUUCUAGAGUGGAACAGAAAGAGGAACAUUUGAUCUUAACAAUACCAUUGUCUGACAAAGUAAAGAUAUGCAACAAACAAGGUGUAUCAAUUCAUCACAAAUACAUUAGGCAAGAAAACUCCAAAAGUCUUAUUUUGGACACUCAUUCAGACAAACUUUCGGAACACCAAUACCCAAAAGAAAUGAAUAAAGAGAUCACUGUAAAGAAAAAUAAAAUUCUUAAAUUUCUUCUUGAGCAUAAUACAGUGCUUAGAGAAGAUGGGCAUCAGCAUGAAAGGCAUACAAAUGAGGGAAAAUGUGAAGUAGUCCUUCAUUCCCAGAAAGUAAAGUUUACCUUUUACUUUCAAAAGAAACAUUUCCCAAGUUCAGCACCAACAAUACCAUUCAAAUUGUCAGCACCAUGGAAUGGUCCUUACUCGUUGCUAGUAAAUGAUUCUCAACGCGGCUUCAGAGUCCGAGCUCAAUGCCUGUGCUGCAACCAAUAUUUGAACAUUAUCACUCAUCUGGGGAAAAUUGAUUCUAGUCUUGACCUUGAAGUGAAUUACAGUGAAGUGGAAUCCUGACUUUAAUUUUGUGGACUAUAUAUUUUUUUACAAAGGUUAUCACAAAAUUGUAGGUUUUGUUCUAUUCAUUUCAUUAUUAUACAUGUAUAUAUAUAUAUUUCUUUAUUUUUAUGUAGCUAAGAAUGAAACAAAAGCAAUGUAAAUGGGUACGAUUUUGUGAAGAAGAUUGUGAAACUAACCAUAAUGCUAAAUAUCUCAAUAAACAGUGUGAAGAUUUCAAAUUUUAUUAAACUUCUAGGGCUCAGCAUUUAAGGUUCAUUGACUCUCUGAUAAGCGAGAUAAUCUGUAUACUCUUUAGAAAAUUUUAAGUUGAAAGGCGAUUUUUGUCAAAUUUUGCUGAGCAAAGGCCAUUGUAUACUGAAAUUGUGUGUUUUAACUAAAAAUUACCUUUCUUUUGGAAAAUCAUCAGCAUUAAAGCAUUUUAUAAAUGAGUGAGCAGAGAGAUGGUGAACCUUAAACCCUUUAUAUUGAGCAUGUAAUUUGUGUAGAAUAUGGGGAUUAAUCUAUUUUGUACUCUCUUUUUCUCCUUGACAUAAAUGAAGCAUGAUAACUAACAUUUUAUACUUUGAUACUAUUAGUAAAAAUACAUGUACUUAAUGUUUGCUUUGUAAUUUUUAAUUUAUUAUUGUC
Messenger RNA from Saccostrea echinata, 5255 nucleotides. RefSeq lists its product as uncharacterized. Bases 33 to 4625 code for a protein of 1530 amino acids. The record is from RefSeq and is a predicted model, not a curated record. The transcript has 2 exons. Lineage: Eukaryota; Metazoa; Mollusca; Bivalvia; Ostreida; Ostreidae.